AUGGGUUUUCUCGAAAAAACGAAACAAAUUCUCCUGAUUAUACUAAUCGGACAUUUAACAGCAACAAUUAGUACACCCAACACCAAAAUCGCAACAGUCCUCUGCAACUCCGGCGUCUUCACCGCCGGCGACCCUUUUUCCAUCAGCCUAAACUACAUCCUAUCAGAACUCCAAUCCCUUACACCUUCCCAUCCUCAAAAAGAUUUCCACAAUAUCUCACCUUAUCCAAACGCCUUCGCUUACGGCCACGCCGCCUGUACAAACAACCUCACAGCCUCCGACUGCACAAAUUGUCUCCGGGCAGCUAAUUCCGCCAUGUUCACCACUUGUGUCACCCGGAUCGGAGCUCGAGCUGUUCUUGUUGAUUGCACCAUGAGGUAUGAACAAUACCCAUUUGAUGAUUAG
This is a messenger RNA of Impatiens glandulifera, 405 nucleotides long. Its product is annotated as antifungal protein ginkbilobin-like protein. The record is from RefSeq and is a predicted model, not a curated record. The coding region runs from base 1 to 405 and encodes 134 amino acids. Gene Ontology annotation, cellular component: plasmodesma. The transcript has a single exon. NCBI's taxonomy places the organism in Eukaryota, Viridiplantae, Streptophyta, Magnoliopsida, Ericales, Balsaminaceae.